AUGUGCGAUCACUCCGACCCUUCUCCGAUUCAGCACGUCAACGGCACUGCGCCAGACACCCACGUCGCCAUCGACACCUCGGCUCCCAACCACAAUGGCAGCCACGCUACCAACGGUGUCGCCGCUCCAAGGGACAACGGCAACGCCGGCUCGGUCCAGCCCUUCAACUCGCGCUACUCGGACUUCUUGAGCAACGUGUCCAACUUCAAGAUCAUUGAGUCCACCUUGCGAGAGGGUGAGCAGUUCGCAAACGCCUUCUUCGACACAGAGACCAAGAUCAAGAUCGCCAAGGCCCUCGACAAGUUCGGUGUCGACUGCAUCGAGCUCACCUCCCCCGCCGCUUCAGAGCAGUCCCGCAAGGAUUGCGAGGCCAUCUGCAAGCUCGGUCUCAAGACCAAGGUCAUCACUCACAUCCGAUGCCACAUGGACGACGCCAGGAUCGCCGUCGAGACCGGUGUCGACGGUGUCGAUGUCGUCAUGGGCACCUCCAAGUUCCUCCGUGAGUUCUCCCACGGCAAGGACAUGACCUACAUCACCAAGACCGCCAUCGAGGUCAUCCAGUUUGUCAAGAGCAAGGGUAUCGAGAUCCGCUUCUCCACCGAAGACUCCUUCCGUUCCGACCUGGUCGACCUGCUCAGCAUCUACCAGGCCGUCGACAAGGUCGGCGUCAACCGUGUAGGUAUCGCCGACACUGUCGGUGUCGCCAACCCAAGACAGGUGUACGACUUGGUCCGCACAUUGCGCGGCGUCGUCGGCUGCGACAUUGAGUGCCACUUCCACAACGACACUGGCUGCGCCAUCGCCAACGCCUACACUGCGCUCGAGGCUGGUGCCACCCACGUCGACACUUCGGUCCUCGGUAUCGGCGAGCGAAACGGUAUCCCUUCGCUCGGUGGAUUCAUCGCCCGCAUGUACACCGCCGACCGCGAAUACGUCAUGAGCAAGUACAACCUCAAGGCGUUGCGCGAGGUCGAGAACCUCGUCGCCGAGGCCGUCCAGAUCCAGGUGCCCUUCAACAACUACGUCACCGGCUACUGCGCCUUCACACACAAGGCCGGCAUCCACGCCAAGGCCAUCCUCGCCAACCCUUCCACAUACGAGAUCAUCCGUCCCGAGGACUUUGGCAUGAGCCGAUACGUCUCCAUCGGCCACCGCCUCACCGGAUGGAACGCCGUCAAGUCGAGAUGCGAACAGCUCGAACUCACCCUGACCGAAGAGCAGGUCAAGGAGGUCACCGCCAAGAUCAAGAAGUUGGCAGACGUGCGCGAACAGACCAUGGAGGACGUCGACUCCAUCUUGAGGAAUUACGCCCGCGCCAUCGAGAACGGUGCCGUCGCCGCCUAA
Pseudozyma hubeiensis SY62 is the source of this 1344-nucleotide messenger RNA. RefSeq lists its product as hypothetical. Gene Ontology annotation, cellular component: mitochondrion. The coding region runs from base 1 to 1344 and encodes 447 amino acids. The record is from RefSeq and is a predicted model, not a curated record. The transcript has a single exon. Lineage: Eukaryota; Fungi; Basidiomycota; Ustilaginomycetes; Ustilaginales; Ustilaginaceae. Gene Ontology annotation, molecular function: homocitrate synthase activity.